AUGCCUAUCCGCGUGGAUACGCGCGACAACCUCCGUCCCAAGCGGCCAGCUGCGAACAAGCUCCCCCUCCGUAGGCAUGAGGUGACGCCCGAAGAUAGAGCGAGCAACGUUGAGGCAUCAUCUUCAGAGGAGAGCGAGGAGGACAUUGACAACGUGCUCGCCCGCCUCGGAAAGAAGUGCGAGAUUGCAGACCCGAUGGAGCGUUUUGUCAAGUGGUAUAAUGACGUCAACUACCACCUCAACGCAGGUAGCUUGGACAACAUCAGCAGCCUGGACGGUGCUGAAUCGCAGGAGACCCCGGUCACAGGCGCCUCAGUGGGCGCGCUUGGAUCAACGCAAAGGGCGAAGCCAAAGACCACUACGUCUCCCACUUCUGCCGCUGCUAGACCCACCCUACAUGUGAAAACAGCUAGCCCUGCCACCAAACGUCUUGCAGCUGUCAAGCAGGCCGCGUCACGUCCGCCGCCCACCACUGCAAAGUCCACCGAGACAGAGGCGCACCCCAAGAAGAAACCCACCGCCGGCAAGCGCAAGGUGCCUCCGGCUCUAAAACCUGCACCUGCGCGUACUCGUAUCUUCUAUGCUCGCCGAGCUAAGGAAACUUCCGAGUCUGCGCUAGCACCAGGCCGCCUUCCCUCCUGA
Molecule: messenger RNA, 642 nt
Organism: Cutaneotrichosporon oleaginosum
Lineage: Eukaryota; Fungi; Basidiomycota; Tremellomycetes; Trichosporonales; Trichosporonaceae
Source: RefSeq, a predicted model, not a curated record